This is a messenger RNA of Columba livia (rock pigeon), 2539 nucleotides long. It is a transcript of the gene GGCX, whose product is annotated as gamma-glutamyl carboxylase. NCBI's taxonomy places the organism in Eukaryota, Metazoa, Chordata, Aves, Columbiformes, Columbidae. The transcript is spliced from 15 exons. The coding region runs from base 76 to 2334 and encodes 752 amino acids. Gene Ontology annotation, molecular function: gamma-glutamyl carboxylase activity; vitamin binding. Gene Ontology annotation, biological process: peptidyl-glutamic acid carboxylation. The record is from RefSeq and is a predicted model, not a curated record.
GGGAGACAUGGGCGGUGCCACUCCGUGGCCACGCCCUGAAGUGGCACGUGAUUCCGGGGGGGUGGGGCCGGAGCGAUGGCGGCGGUGGAGGGCUCGGCGCGGCGGAGGCGGCCGGAGCGGGGGGAGGCGGCGGGGCCGCCCCCGGGCCCUUCACCGCCCGGUGCCGACCCCAAAACCGGCCCCGGUACCGAGCCCGGGCUGGCCCGGCGCCUCCUGGGCUUCGAGCUGCGGGACCUGACGCGCUGGGACCGGUUCGUGCGGCUGCUGCACCGGCCCACCGACCCCGCGGGGCUGGGGGCUUUCCGGGCCGCCUUCGGGCUGCUGAUGGCGCUGGACGUGCCGCAGGAGCGGGGGCUGGCGCAGCUGGACCGGCGCUUCCUGGACGGGCUGGAGGUUUGUCGGUUCCCGCUGCUGCCGUUCCUGCAGCCACUGCCCCUCGACUGGAUGUACCUGCUGUAUGCGGUCAUGUUCCUGGGGGCGCUGGGCAUCAUGGCCGGGUGCUGGUACCGCCUGAGCUGCGUCGCCUUCCUGGGCCCCUACUGGUACGUGCUGCUGCUGGACAAGAGCUCCUGGAACAACCACUCGUACCUGUACGGGCUGCUGGGGACACAGCUGGCGCUGCUGGGCGCCGACCGAUACGGGUCCGUGGACGGGCUGUUCCGUCCCCAGAAGCGCAACGCGCACGUCCCGCUGUGGAACUACGCGCUGCUGCGUGCGCAGAUCUUCAUCGUGUACUUCAUCGCGGGGCUGAAGAAGCUGGACGCAGACUGGGUGGGCGGCUACUCCAUGAACAGCCUGGCCCGGCACUGGCUCUUCGCACCGUUCCGGCUGGUGCUGUCGGAGGCGCUGACCAGCCGGCUGGUGGUGCACGGGGGGGGGCUGGCGCUGGAUCUCUCCGCCGGGUUCCUGCUCUUCUUCGACGCCUCCCGCCCGCUGGGGCUGCUGCUCACCACCUACUUCCACACCAUGAACUCCCAGCUCUUCAGCAUCGGGAUGUUCCCGUACACGAUGCUGCUGAGCAGCAGCCUGUUCUGCCGCCCGUGCUGGCCCCGCCGGCUCCUCCAGCGCUGCCCCCCGUGUCUGCGGGGGGGGCUCCCCAGCUCCCGGCCCCCCCAGCGCAGCCCCGACUGCUGCUACAGCCCGCGGGGGGGGCCCGGGGGGGCCCUGCGGCCCCGGCAGCACCUGGCGGCCGCGUUCACCGUGCUCUACGUGCUGGAGCAGCUGUUCCUGCCGUACUCGCACUUCGUCACCCCGGGCUACAACAACUGGACCAACGGGCUCUACGGCUACUCCUGGGACAUGAUGGUUCAUUCGCGCUCCCACCAGCACGUCAAGAUCACCUAUCGGGACGGGGUGACCGGGGAGCGGGGGUACCUGAAACCAGGGGUGUUCACGCAGACGCGGCGCUGGAAGGACCACGCCGACAUGCUCAAGCAAUACGCGACGUGCCUGAGCCACCUGCUCCCGCGCUACAACGUGUCCCAGCCCCGCAUCUACUUCGACAUCUGGGUGUCCAUCAACGAGCGCUUCCAGCAGAGGCUGGUGGACCCGCGCGUGGACGUGGUGCGGGCGCCCUGGUCCCCGUGGGUGCCCACGCCGUGGGUGCUGCCGCUGCUGCUGGAGCUGUCGCCCUGGCGGGAGCGGCUCCAGGAGCUGGAGAGCCAGCUGGACGGACACACGGACGCCGUCUUCAUCGCAGACUUCCCUGGGCUGCACCUGGAGAACUUUGUGAGCGAGGACCUGGGGAACACCAGCCUGCGGGUGCUGCGCGGGGAGGUGCUGGUGGAGCUGGUGGAGCAGAAUGUGAACCACUCCCUGCGCGAGGGGGAUGGGAUGCAGCUGCCCGCAGGCCAGUACCACAAGGUGCACACGGUGUCCCCGGAGCCCUCGUGCUACAUGUACCUGUACGUUAACACCACGGCCGUGACGCUGGAGCGGAACCUGACGCGGCUGCGGGAGCUGCGGGACCGGCUGCGCAACGGCACCGAGACGGAGCCGCUGCCCCCGGAGCUGCGGCCGCUGCUGGGGGAGCCGGUUCCCAACGGGGUCACCGCGGACCCGCUGGUGACGACGUUUCUGCGCUGGGAGCAGCGUCUGGAGCAGCAGAACCGGCGGCGCGAGGCCGGGCUGGCCCCGCGGCUCCUGCGCUUCCUCCGCCGCAAAUUCUACCUGUUCCGCCGCAGCGCCCUGAUGACACUCAUCUCCCUGCGCAACCUGGCGCUGGGGCGGCCGCCGCUGGAGCAGCUGGCGCGGGAGGUGACGUUCGCCAACUGGCGCGGCGAGGAAGACGAGGGGCGACCCGAGGACGGCGCCGGGGGGGACCCCGAGCUCUGAACGCCCCCGAAAACCCCUUCUUUUUUAAGCCAACGCACAUACAAACUCAGGCAGGUUUAUGGUUAAACCCAGCAGUUUUAUUAAGUUUUUUUCAACUUGGUUUCUUUUUUUUUUUGGAAUUGGUGAGAUCGAAAUGAAAUGUAAUAAAACCUCCAGAAAAAUAUUAAAAGAAAGAAAUUAAAAUUUAAAAAAAAAAAAAGAGAAA